AUUAUGCUGAUCAGAUCCGAAACUUGCAGAAGAUAAAAGAGAAGCUUGAAAAUGCAUUAGAAAAGCAUCAGGAUUCCUCCAUGAGGAAGUUUCAGGAGCAGAAUGAAGCUCACCAGGCCAGUCGAGCCAAGAUGGCUGAAGGAAUGGCUUUAGCCUUAGAAAAAAAGGACCAGGAGUGGAUGGAAAAACUGGGUCAAAUUGAAAAGGAAAAAAAAAUGCUUGAAACGCAGUUACAAGAAAUAAGGGAGCAGAGUUUGAACCUUUUUCAAAAAAGAGAUGAAAUUGAUGAACUGGAGGGCUUUCAACAGCAGGAAAUUGCCAAAGUUAAACACAUGCUUUUGAAAAAGGAAGAAUCUCUGAGCAAAACAGAGCAGGAACUAGAGGCGUGCACUCAAGAGCUAACCCACACUAAAGAGGUGCUUCAGGAUGCAAGCAACGAGUCAUCAGGCCUAAGGAAAAAUCUUCAAGAGUUGCAGCAGCAGUUCUUGGAGCUAGAGGCACAGAGAGAUGAACUAAUGACAGCUGAGACAAAUGCAGAAAAUAAGAUCACUGCUCUGGAGUUAAGAGAACAGGAGCUACAAACUGUCAUUCAGCAGCUUUCUGUAGACUUGCAAAAUGCUCGAGUUGCUGGUUCUGGUUGUGAGAAGAGGCUGGAAACGUUACAGGUGGAGCAUGAAUCUCUGAAGCUGGAAUAUGAACAACGCAAGCAAAAGAUGACUCUUGAAUUUGCUGAGAGAAAUAAACUUACUGAACAGCUGCAGGAGAAAGUGUCUUCCUUGGAAAAGAAGCUAGAAAGAAACCUUUCAGGGGAUGAACACGUGCAGGAGCUACUCAAGGAGAAAGCUGCUCUUGAGCAGAAACUGGAUGAAACAAGGCAGCAGGUACUAACAGACAGAACGUAUCACACUGAGACUGUGAACCGAUUGGAAACACAGAAUAAAGAAUUGGAACAAAAACUACAGAUUGCAACAGAAGCAUUGAAAAAGAGCAAAGAAGCAGCUACUGAGCAGGAUCUGAAAAUCCAGAAGCUGCAAACUGAUCUAGAGGAUGAAAGAAGUAAACUACAGCAACAGAUUUUAACUGAGAAACAUCAGUAUGAUCAGAAAGUUACUGGGCUGGAGUCUCAAAUUGCUGCUCUUGAAACAGCUUGGGAAUUUGAUAAAACAACUAAUCAGCACAAGAUUAGCCAGUUGGAAAAGGAAAUUGAAAAUCUUAAUGGAAGCAGAGAAGAGUAUGAGAGUUCUUUUAAAAAACAAGAGUCUGAAUUAAACAGGCUAAAGAAUGAAUUGAGCAGCAGAGAGACUGUCAGUGUUGAAAUUGCCAAAGCACUGGAAGAAACACGAAAACAAAGAGAGGAAUUACAACAGCAGGUUUUGCAUCUGGCUUCCUUAAUAAACGAAAAAGACCAGCUGAUUGAUGAAAAAUGUGAUAUGCUUCUAAAACAGAAGGAAGAACUAAACCAACUCAGUCAAGAUCAUGAAGCUGUCUUGCUGCAAAUGCAUCAGUUGCAAUCUGACAUAGAAGCAAGUAAUAGCCGAGCAGUGGAGAAAGAAGAAACGGCAAGAAAGGAAAUUGAGGAAUGCCUGUUGGCCAGAGAACAUGAAAAAAAUGUUUCAGAACUAGAGGAAUUGACGGGAGCCUUGAACAACAAGCAUUUACAUUCUCCAGAAAACCGCGUGGUGGAACAGAAUGGAGAGGUAGCAAUUGCAGAUGUCAUUCAACUUCAGAAGGAUAACAGAGAGCUGGAACAGCAAAUUGCUGAGAAAAACAAGAUGAUAAAACAGCUACAGCAAAGAAUGACAGAACUCAAGAAAACCCUCCAGAAAGAGUUGAAAAUAAGGCCUGACAGUGAGGUACCUGAAGUACGUGAAAAAGCAAAUUCUGAAGUGCCUAAUGCUUCUGUGACUGUCACAAACAACUCUGAUUUAAAUGACUCAAGGGAGAUAAACUUUGAGUACCUUAAACAUGUUGUACUAAAAUUCAUGUCCUGCCGGGAAUCUGAGGCAUUCCAUCUAAUUAAAGCUGUAUCUGUGUUACUGAAUUUUUCACAAGAGGAAGAAAACAUGCUUAAAGAAACUUUGGAGUACAAGAUGUCAUGGUUUGGGUCAAAACCAUCUCCUAAAGGCAGUAUCCGGCCGUCUAUCUCAAGCCCAAGGACAUUGUGGCCUUAA
Fulmarus glacialis (Northern fulmar) is the source of this 2171-nucleotide messenger RNA. RefSeq names its product golgin A1 (gene GOLGA1). The record is from RefSeq and is a predicted model, not a curated record. Gene Ontology annotation, cellular component: Golgi apparatus. NCBI's taxonomy places the organism in Eukaryota, Metazoa, Chordata, Aves, Procellariiformes, Procellariidae.